Molecule: messenger RNA, 1989 nt
Organism: Saccharomyces paradoxus
Lineage: Eukaryota; Fungi; Ascomycota; Saccharomycetes; Saccharomycetales; Saccharomycetaceae
Gene: GEM1
Product: ERMES complex Ca(2+)-binding regulatory GTPase GEM1
Exons: 1
Coding region: 1-1989 (662 amino acids)
Biological process (GO): mitochondrion organization; small GTPase-mediated signal transduction; regulation of mitochondrion organization
Cellular component (GO): mitochondrial outer membrane
Molecular function (GO): GTP binding; GTPase activity; calcium ion binding
Source: RefSeq, a predicted model, not a curated record
AUGACUAAAGAAACGAUUCGUGUAGUGAUUUGCGGCGAUGAAGGGGUCGGUAAAUCCAGUCUGGUUGUAUCAUUAACAAAAGCUGAAUUCAUACCGACCAUACAGGACGUUCUGCCCCCCAUCAGCAUCCCAAGAGAUUUCUCAUCAUCGCCUUCAUAUUCUCCUACGAAUACAGUACUUAUAGACACCUCAGAUUCGGACCUUAUAGCUUUAGACCAUGAGUUGAAGUCCGCAGACGUCAUUUGGCUUGUGUAUUGCGAUCACGAAUCGUAUGAACAUGUCUCCCUCUUUUGGUUGCCUCAUUUCAGGUCUCUGGGGUUGAAUAUUCCUGUCAUUCUCUGCAAAAAUAAAUGCGAUUCCAUAUCGAAUGCCAAUGCUAAUGCAAUGGCAGCGUCAGAAAAUAGUGAUGAUGAUAUUGAUACCAAAGUGGAAGAUGAAGAAUUUAUUCCAAUCCUGAUGGAAUUUAAAGAAAUCGACACCUGCAUUAAGACAAGUGCCAAGACUCAAUUUGAUCUUAACCAGGCGUUUUAUCUUUGCCAAAGAGCCAUAACACACCCAAUAUCACCUUUAUUCGAUGCCAUGGUAGGUGAACUAAAGCCACUAGCUGUCAUGGCCUUAAAAAGAAUUUUUCUUUUGUGCGAUUUAAACCAGGAUUCAUACUUAGAUGAUAACGAGAUCUUGAAUUUACAAAAGAAGUGCUUCAAUAAGAGCAUUGAUGUAAACGAACUAAAUUUCAUAAAAGAUUUGCUUCUCGAUAUUUCUAAACACGAUCAAGAGUACGUUAACCGUAAGCUAUACGUGCCUGGAAAAGGCAUCACGAAGGAUGGUUUCCUUGUACUAAACAAAAUAUACGCCGAAAGAGGGAGACAUGAGACUACAUGGGCUAUACUAAGGACCUUUCACUACACAGAUUCCUUGUGUAUCAAUGACAAAAUUCUUCAUCCGAAGUUGGUUGUUCCUGACACUUCCAGCGUGGAAUUGAGCCCCAAGGGGUACCGAUUUCUUGUAGAUAUUUUUUUAAAGUUUGAUAUCGACAAUGAUGGUGGUUUGAAUAAUCAAGAGUUACAUCGUCUAUUUAAGUGCACACCUGGGCUACCCAAGCUAUGGACCUCAACAAAUUUCCCCUUCUCCACUGUUGUAAACAACAAAGGCUGCAUCACCUUACAAGGCUGGUUAGCACAAUGGAGUAUGACGACUUUCUUGAACUAUAGCAUAACUACCGCGUACUUGGUGUAUUUUGGCUUUCAGGAGGAUGCAAGACUGGCUCUACAAGUAACCAAGCCAAGGAAAAUGAGACGCCGUUCCGGGAAACUUUAUAGAUCUAAUAUCAAUGACAGGAAAGUCUUUAAUUGCUUUGUCAUUGGAAAGCCAUGCUGCGGGAAAAGCUCUUUACUAGAGGCCUUCUUGGGCAGAUCGUUCUCAGAGGAGUAUUCUCCAACGAUCAAACCAAGAAUUGCAGUCAACAGUUUGGAAUUGAAAGGUGGGAAACAGUACUAUUUGAUUUUGCAAGAACUUGGAGAACAAGAAUAUGCCAUACUAGAGAAUAAAGAUAAGUUAAAAGAAUGUGAUGUAAUCUGUCUAACAUACGAUUCCAGUGACCCAGAAUCGUUCUCAUACUUAGUUUCGCUUCUGGACAAAUUUACCCAUUUACAAGAUCUACCGUUGGUAUUCGUAGCCUCUAAGGCUGAUCUAGAUAAACAGCAACAAAGGUGUCAAAUCCAACCAGAUGAACUAGCGGAUGAGCUCUUUGUGAACCAUCCACUGCACAUAUCAUCGCGGUGGCUAAGUUCACUCAACGAAUUGUUCAUAAAAAUUACAGAAGCCGCUCUUGAUCCAGGUAAGAACACUCCCGGAUUGCCAGAAGAAACCGCAUCGAAAGAUGUCGAUUACAGGCAAACGGCUCUAAUUUUUGGGUCCACUGUGGGUUUCGUGGCGCUAUGCUCCUUCACACUGAUGAAACUAUUUAAAUCAUCAAAGUUCCACAAAUAA